Molecule: messenger RNA, 4790 nt
Organism: Oncorhynchus kisutch (coho salmon)
Lineage: Eukaryota; Metazoa; Chordata; Actinopteri; Salmoniformes; Salmonidae
Product: serine incorporator 1
Exons: 10
Coding region: 398-1843 (481 amino acids)
Cellular component (GO): membrane
Source: RefSeq, a predicted model, not a curated record
CCUUGCUAUGCGGUAUCCUUUAGAGGUCCAUACUCUGACGUCCCCCCACUGAAGUUGCCAUCUAUAACGGUUAAAGUAAAGGUUAAGGUUUGGGUUAGGUAAGGGUUGUUGUUCCGGUUAGGGUUAGGAUAAUGGUUAAGGUUAGGAUUUAGGGUGUGGACGUCCCAAGUAUCCCUGUUUGCAGUAACCAAGAAAGCAUAGACGAUUGCGCGAGUUGAAGAAGUAGGGCUCGCCUGUACUACACGACAACAAAAUCGUUUAAUUCAAAUAUUUACCAUUUUCAAAAGUUGGUACUCUAAUUGUAUCUACAUUUACAAUUCAACCUGGAGGGACAGAAACGUAACGGGUGCCGUUACUGGAAGAAAAGCGCUAUAGAUUUAUCCGAAACUGGAAUAUUAUGGGAGCUGUUUUGGCGGCCUUUUCUGUCGCAAGCUGGGUGCCGUGUCUGUGUAGCAGUGCGACAUGCUUGUUGUGCAGAUGUUGUCCCCAGAGCAAGAACUCCACGGUAACACGAGUCAUCUACGCCUUCAUCCUGUUGCUAGGGACCAUUAUAGCCUGUAUCAUGCUGUCACCAGGAGUGGAUGAGCAGCUAAAAAAGAUUCCUGGGUUCUGUGAAGACGGAGCAGGCAUCAAUGGAAACAUCAACUGUACGAUCUUAGUGGGCUAUAAAGCCGUGUACCGGGUGUGCUUCGGAAUGAGCAUGUGUUUCCUGGCGUUCGCUCUGAUCAUGAUCAACGUGAAGAACAGUCGAGACCCGCGCUCCGCCAUCCACAACGGGUUUUGGUUCUUUAAGGUGGCUGCCAUGGUUGCCGUGACAGUCGGUGCCUUUUACAUUCCUGAAGGGCCUUUUACUCGCACGUGGUUUGUGGUGGGUACCUGUGGGGCGUUCUGCUUCAUCCUGAUCCAGCUGGUUCUGCUGGUGGACUUUGCCCACUCCUGGAAUGAAUCCUGGGUGGACAACAUGGAGAGAGGGAACUCCAGGGGCUGGUACGCAGCCUUGCUCGCUGUAACUGGACUCAACUACGUCAUGGCCUUUAUCGUUAUCAUCCUGAUGUACAUGUUCUACACUCGGUCAGAGGGCUGUCUACUCAACAAGUUCUUCAUCAGCUUCAACUUGCUCCUCUGUGCCGUAGCCUCUGUUGUGUCUGUCAUGCCCAGAGUACAGGAAUCCCAGCCCCGAUCUGGUCUACUCCAGUCCUCCAUCAUGACCAUGUACACCAUGUAUCUGACCUGGUCUGCAAUGACCAACGAGCCUGACCGGACAUGCAACCCCAGCCUGCUGAGCAUCUUCCAGCAGACACUGGUGCCCACGCUGGCCCCUCUGGAGAUUAAGAACCAGACGGCUGUGGUGAUCAUCGGCACCGAGGAGCCCAUCCUGUCCUCUCCCUAUCUGCAGUGGUGGGACGCCCAGAGCAUCGUGGGAUUGGCCAUCUUCGUUCUAUGCAUCCUCUACUCCAGCAUCCGCUCAUCCAACACCAGCCAGGUGAACAAGUUGACCAUGGCCUCCAACGACACGGUGACCCUGGAGGAGAGUAACGCAGGCACACCGGACGAAGAGGUGGGAGGGACGGGUACGGGGAGGAAUGGACCCGGGCGUGUGGAGGACAACGAGAGGGACAUGGUCCAGUACAGCUAUUCCUUCUUCCACUUCAUGCUCUUCCUGGCUUCGCUCUACAUCAUGAUGACUCUCACCAACUGGUAUAGUCCUAAUGCAGAAUACAAUGCCAUGACCAGCAAGUGGCCGGCGGUUUGGGUGAAGAUCAGCUCCAGUUGGGUGUGUCUCACCCUCUAUGUCUGGACCCUGGUCGCCCCCAUGAUACUCAUCAACCGGGACUUUAGCUGAAAAGGUUUCCGCUAACGCAGUAUUCUUCUUUCACUUUCCUUAUCUUGAUUCCUGAUUUUGCUUCGUUUUUUUACGUUUUACAUAAACAUUGACCUUAUUGCCUACUGUACAUUUCACGUGAUUUUCAGUCAUAAUGGACUGUGUUGUUUUGUGUAUUAGAUGUUGAUGGUUUUUCAUAAAAAUAUCUCUUUAGUUAGCGUUUUAGAUCUAUUACAGUAGAUAGAUUCACACAUGAACCUGGUGUUAAAUCUCCAGCCUUGUGGUACAUUUUACAUUUUAUGCAAUUUGGGACCAAACGCAGGGAUAGUUGACCUUCAUGUCAAAGGAACAUCAUUCAUUUAAAAAAAUGUCCUUUAUCUCAUGGCAAGAAAAGUAUGUUAACCCUUUGGAAUUACCUGGAUUUCAGCAUAAAUUGAUCAUCAAAUUUGAUCUGAUCUUCAUCUAAGUCACAACAAUAGACAAACAUAGUGUGCUUAAACUAAUAACACACAAAUUAUUCUAUUUUUUGUCUAUAUUGAAUACAUCAUUUAAACAUUCACAGUAUAGGUUGGGAAAAGUAUGUGAACCCCUAGGCUAAUAACUUCUCCAAAAGAUAAUUGGAGGUAGCUAACCUGGAGUCCAAUCAAUGAGAUGAUAUUGAAGAUGUUGGUUAGAGCUGCCUUGCCCUAUAAAAAACCCUCACAAAAUGUGAGUUUGCUAUUCACAAGAAGCAUUGCCUUAUGUGAACCAUGCCCCUAACAAGAGAGAAUUCAGAAGACAUAAGAUUAAGAAUUGUUGACUUGCAUAAAGCUGGAACAAAAGUAUCUCUAAAAGCCUUGAUGUCCAUCAAUCCACAGUAAGACAAAUUGUCUAUACAUGGAGAAAAUGUAGCGCUGUUGCUACUCUCCCUAGGAGUGGCUGUCCUGCAAAGAUGACUGCAAGAGCACAGUGCAGAAUGCUCAAUGAGGUUAAGAAGAAUCCUAGAGUGUCAGCUAAAGACUUACAGAAAUCUCUGGAACAUGCUAACAUCUCUGUUGACGAGUCUACGACACGUAAAACACUAAACAAGAAUGUUGUUCAUGGGAGGACACCACGGAAGAAGCCACUGCUGUCCAAAAAAACAUUGCUGCACAUCUGAAGUUUGCAAAAGUGCACCUGGAUGUUCCACAGCGCGACUGGCAAAAUAUUCUGUGGACAGAUGAUACUACAGUUGAGUUGUUUGGGCCUGGACAACUUGCUAUCAUCAACAGCCAAAUGAAUUCCCAAGUUUAUCAAUACAUUUUGCAGGAGAAUGUUAGCCUAUCUGUCCUCCAAUUGAAGCUCAACAGAAGUUGGGUGAUGAAACAGGACAAUGACUCAAAACACAUAAGUAAAUCAACAACAGAAUGGCUUCAACAGAAGAAAAUAUGCCUUCUGGAGUGGCCCAGUCAGAGUCCUGACCUCAACCCGAUUGAGAUGCUGUGGCAUGACCUCAAGAAAGCAAUUCACACCAGACAUCCCAAGAAUAUUGCUGAACCCAAACAGUUUUGUAAAGAGGUGGUCCAAAAUUCCUCCUGACCGUUGUGCAACUACAGAAAACAUUUGGUUGAGGUUAUUGCUGCCAAAGGAGGGUCAACCAGUUAUUAAAUCCAAGUGUUCACAUACUUUUUCCAUCCUGCACUGUGUAUGUUUAUGCGGUGUGUUCAAAUAAAGACAUGAUAAUGUAGAAUUGUUUGUGUGUUAUUAGUUUAAGCAGACUGUGUUUGUCUAUUGUGACCUGGAUGAAGAUCAGAUCAAAUUGUAUGACCAAUUUAUGCAGAAAUCCAGGUAUUUCCAAAGGGUUCACAUACUUUUUCUUGCCACUGUAUGUCUAUGGAUGUUAUAUUCCUGCAUUAUGGGAAAUGUUGGGUUAACAAUAGACUCAAACUACGAAUCUGACCAGUCCUGACCCUCUCCAAGUACCAUAAGUGGUGUAAGGAGAAUGAAAAAAAUAUUGUUCAACCAAUGUUAUAUUUGGCCCACAAAUAUUUAGCAUUUAUAAUCACAUCUAUUGACUAUGUCACAAUUAUUGCUUGAUAUCUGAGUUCAAUUCUUAUUUUCAAAAGCAUUAUUCCCUUUUCUGUUAUAUUUAUCUUUGUGUUUGAAGAAGCUGCUUAGUAUGACCUUUGGUGACAUGAUGUUCGGUAACUGUUUUGUUUGCACUUAUACCCUCAAAGUUUUCAGUCUUACAGAUGCUUAUUUAAUUGUAGCCAACACUGUUCAGUCGUAAUUGAAUUUGCAUAGGUUUAUCCUUACAUUAUUUGAUAUUGUAGUAAGCUGCUAUGCCUUCCAAUGCCUUACAUAUCUGUUAAUGUUUGUGUAUUUUGAAUUGAAAUCAUCACAAAAUAAGAGAGCUUAGCAAUCAGUGUUUGAAAAAUGCGUUUUUGGAAAGCGAUCCACAAUCUUACUUAAAUGAUUUAUGCUUCUGCCAAAUAUUUGUGUUAUCUUAUCAUGUUCGUGUCUUGGAGAUUGAAUGUAAUUGACUGAAUCAAUAAUGCUUACUGAAGGAAUUUAAGCAUAUUUUGAAAUGCAUGUGCAGUAUCUACAACAAAAAUUUGUUUUUAAAUAUAGGCCUCUACAAGCCAUCUAGGUAUGUUUUUGCAAUUUAUGCUUUGCAUUUAGGCCUAAGGUUCAGUUCCAAAUGGACAUACAUUAUGUCAUAUUCACAUACCACAAAAUGUUACCGGAUAUUUAGUAAAUAUGACAUAAUUAGAAUGACCGCAAAUACAAAGAUGCACUUGAUCGGAGCACGAUGGUUUAUAGAUUAACACUGCCAUUGUGAUAUUGAUGAAAAUGUAUCAUAAGUAUUUAAUUUCAUUCUGAGACCAAAACCUUCUGUAAGCUGUAGUUGUGAUGAGAGUCUGCUUAUGGAACCUGCUUCAGUUCCCAUUGAACCACAACUGUUUGGAAAGUCUUGUACAAUAAAUAAAAAUAAAGUUUAUUACAAAUG